Messenger RNA from Pteropus alecto (black flying fox), 585 nucleotides. Its product is annotated as F-box only protein 31. The record is from RefSeq and is a predicted model, not a curated record. The annotation marks the transcript as partial. NCBI's taxonomy places the organism in Eukaryota, Metazoa, Chordata, Mammalia, Chiroptera, Pteropodidae. The transcript is spliced from 2 exons.
CAUGCUGCCCGCUCCCCCCACAGCAACUGCCUGACCUACCGCCGCAUCUACCUCCCGCCCAGCCACCCGGACGACCUCAUCAGGCCGGGCCUCUUCAAAGGCACCUAUGGCAGCCACGGCCUGGAGAUUGUCAUGCUCAGCUUCCAUGGGAAGCAUGCCAGGGCCACAAAGAUCACGGGUGACCCGAACAUCCCUGCUGGGCAGCAGACAGUGGAGAUCGACCUCAUGCACCGCAUCCAGCUGCCCGAUGUCGAGAACCUUCGCAACUUCAACGAGCUCUCCCGCAUUGUCCUGGAGGUUCGUGAGCAGGUGCGCCAGGAGCAGCAGCAGCAGGAAGAAGGGCCUGAGGAUGGCGAGCGCCACAGCCAGCAGAGCCCCCGAGAGCCCCAGCAGGACCCUGCCCAGCCCAACAUGGGGCUACCCACUGAGAAGGACAGAGAGCCUGGGGACAGAGGGGCUGCAGCUGCAGAGGAGCAGCCUGCCCAGUCCGGGCAGGGCCAGCCCUUCGUGUUGCCCGUGGGCGUGAGCUCGAGGAACGAGGACUACCCCCGUACCUGCAGGAUGUGGUAAGGACUCGAGGGUGCC